AUGUGCUGCACGCAGGUGCGCGUUUUCGUAAUAAGNGAAGCAAAAGUUGGUCAUAAUAUUAAAAAGCACUUUAAGGAAGAAACAUUGUGUAUGGAUCGUGAUUCACAAAUUAAAGCUAUAGAGAAAACAUUUGAAGAUAAUAAGAAGCCCAUUGAAAAACACUACAGCAAAGCUAACGUUCAUCCUGUAGAAAUUUGGCCUGUUUUCCCAGAUUUCAAGUUGUGGAAGUACCCUUGCGCCCAAGUUAUUUUUGAUUCUGAUCCAGCACCUAUGGGACUCUCGGUUCCUGCACAAAUUGAAGAGAUGUCUCAAGCAAUGAUUCGUGGUGUGAUGGAUGAAAGUGGAGAACAGUUUGUUGCUUACUUCUUACCGUUUGAGGAAACUCUCGAAAAGAGAAAGCGAGAUUUUUGUUCUGGAAUCGACUAUGCUGAAGAUGAUGAGUAUGAUUAUAAAAUGGCUAGAGAAUACAACUGGAAUGUUAAAAGUAAAGCUUCCAAAGGGUACGAAGAGAAUUACUUCCUCAUUAUGCGGGAAGAGGGGGUAUAUUACAAUGAAUUGGAGACACGUGUGAGACUCAGUAAACGAAGACAAAAGGUCGGACAACCAGCUAACAACACAAGGCUUGUCGUACGCCAUCGGCCAUUGAACGCCACAGAAUUCCGUAUGCAGCGUUACCGAGAAAAACAACUCGAACCACCUUGUGAGGAGGAUGAAGAGGAGGAAGAGGAAGAAGAAGAAUUGGGACCUCAGAAGACCGAAUCUAAAAAUGAAGAAAAAGAAUCGGAUAGAGAAGAUAACGAGCAGGCAGAGCAAGAGAACGUGGAUAAUGAGGAGGACGAGAAUAAAGAAAAACUCGAAAAGGUCAAUAAAGAAGAGAGAUCUCGUUCAUCCUCACCGGCUUCCUCUCAGGCUUCGAGCCGCAAGUCUGGUUCAAAGCCCAGAUCUCGGUCUCGAUCGCUAUCGAAAGCUCGCUCUACGCGCUCCAUGCGCUCGAGUCGCUCGGUACGUUCUUCGCAGUCUCGCUCCCUAUCAAAGUCCCGCUCUCGCUCUCGCUCGGCUUCCAGGUCGGGCUCUGGCUCGCCUGGUCGGUCACCUUCGAGGUCGCGCUCUCGCUCGGGUUCUCCGAGCAAAGCCGGUAGCGCCAGUGGUAGUGCCAGUGGAAGUGGCAGUGCUAGUGGUAGUGGCAGCGAAAGCGGCUCCGAGUCAGAGUGAAGUGCUUUUUUCAUCUCUCACAUAUUCACGAGCGUUUUCAAUCAACAUUUUACGCUCACCCAUUCAUAUUGUUCAUUUUUCAUUUUUAUCAUCUCAAUGAUUUGUGUUUUGGGUAGAGUUGCAACGAAACGAAACUUUGUACAGUACUUAAACGUCAUCUUAUUCUUUCAACAGUUUUUAAGAUACUUCCAAGCAAAUGACUAUAGCUAUUUAAAUCAUGUGCCUAUGUAUGGUAUAGUCAUUCAAAUUUUAACUGUAAUAUCAAGUAUUGUUCAAGUCGAAUUGUAAGAGUUAAUUAAGAUGUUUUUCAUUUUUAACUAAAAUGUAAUGUUAAUUGCGUCCUUCAUCAUAUGCAAUAAUGUAAAUAAUUUUUUCAUGGGAUAAAUAAAAAAUUUUUGUAAAA
This is a messenger RNA of Copidosoma floridanum, 1615 nucleotides long. RefSeq names its product RNA polymerase II-associated factor 1 homolog. Gene Ontology annotation, cellular component: Cdc73/Paf1 complex. Gene Ontology annotation, biological process: transcription elongation by RNA polymerase II. The record is from RefSeq and is a predicted model, not a curated record. Gene Ontology annotation, molecular function: RNA polymerase II complex binding; chromatin binding. Lineage: Eukaryota; Metazoa; Arthropoda; Insecta; Hymenoptera; Encyrtidae.